Molecule: messenger RNA, 2530 nt
Organism: Amphibalanus amphitrite
Lineage: Eukaryota; Metazoa; Arthropoda; Thecostraca; Balanomorpha; Balanidae
Product: splicing factor U2AF 50 kDa subunit-like
Exons: 2
Coding region: 826-2118 (430 amino acids)
Biological process (GO): mRNA processing
Cellular component (GO): U2AF complex; nucleus; commitment complex
Molecular function (GO): poly-pyrimidine tract binding; pre-mRNA 3'-splice site binding
Source: RefSeq, a predicted model, not a curated record
GGUGAGAGGUCGGAGGCGGGGUGGCCGGGGCCGGUCCAGCUCGGACCUUGCCCUCACCUGUUCGGCGUGCUCGCUGAUGCCCUCCAGCUUGAAGAGCAGCCGCGACAGGCCGGCCACCGUAUAGAGCUGCUGCUGCAGCAGCACGGCCACCAGCAGCGCCAGCGAGGCCGGCAGCACCCAGCGCCGCCGUCGGCUCCCGCAGUCACUCAGCUCAGCACCCUCCGUCAGCAGACGGCCGUAGCCGGUCAGCCGGCGCAGCUGGGCCGGCUGCACGCCCAGCUGGCGACAUCGCGCGAGCACCGCCUCCGCUCGAGCGGUGAUGUCCGCCGUCCCCACCGCGCCGUCCCCGGCCAUAGCGACCACUGACGGCCGGCGGAGCGGGAGCGGAGCGCAUCGCCGGCGCCGAGGACCCGCGGGCGGCCGAGCUACAAGGUGAAGGAGUCAGCUCGAUGCCCCUUCGCUGCAGCUUACUGCCACCUACCGGCGGUUCUUCAAAUCUAAGCUUUCAGCAUUUACCGAAUUUACAAUUUGAUAGUAGGUAAUACUUCAUUUGGUAACUCUCGAGAUUUUGGUGUAUUGCGCUUCCAUAUUGCUGCGCGUGUUUCUGUGCCCGUCUCCGCCGGUGGAAUUUAUUUCGCGCCGUUGGGGGGCGUGGAUUAUUAUUGCAAGGGUGUAGCAGAUUUGUCGGAGAGGCCCAGGAUCCACAGGCGUUUCAGCACAGGCUGUUGCAGCUGCUGCAGCUCAGUGCAGCACCCACAGGCGUUUCAGCGCAGCGGUGGCGCCACAGUUUCAGCUUAGGUAACAGGUCAGUCAACGCGACCAGCCAUGGGCGAGGACCGCGACCGCGACCGCGACCGGGACAGGGACAGAGAUCGGCGGCGGCGCAGCCGGUCACGGGACAGGGACCGUCGUAGGUCUCGGUCGCGCGACCGCAAGCGGGACCGGUCUCGGUCUCGUGACCGCGGCGGUAGCAGCAGCGUGACGAAGCUGACGCGCAAGAAGCCCAGCAAGUACUGGGACAUCCCGCCCCCCGGCUUCGAGCACAUCACACCGCUACAGUACAAGGCGAUGCAGGCAGCUGGCCAGAUACCCACCAACCCCAUCGCGGACGCGCUUACCAACACACCUGUCGUGGGCUCGGCCGUAACACGCCAGGCGCGCCGUCUCUACGUGGGCAACAUCCCCUUUGGCGUCACUGAGGAGGAGAUGAUGGAGUUCUUCAACCAGCAGAUGCAUCUUAGUGGCCUGGCUCAGGCAGCUGGUAGUCCUGUGCUCGCUUGUCAGAUUAACCUGGACAAAAACUUUGCCUUCCUCGAGUUCCGCUCCAUUGACGAGUGUACGCAGGCGGUGGCGUUUGACGGUAUCAAUCUGAAGGGCCAGAGCCUGAAGAUCCGCCGGCCGCACGACUACCAACCCAUGCCGGGUAUCACCGAUGGGCCCGCGUCGAAUGUCCCGGGCGUUGUCGGCGUCAUAUCUACGGUUGUGCCGGACUCGCCGAACAAGAUCUUCGUGGGUGGCCUGCCGAGUUACCUGACCGAGGACCAGGUCAAGGAGCUGCUCAUGUCCUUCGGCCAACUGCGCGCCUUCAACCUGGUCAAAGACUCUGCAACAGGUCUGAGCAAAGGAUUCGCGUUCUGUGAAUACGUGGACACCUCUCUGACGGAGCAGGCGAUCCAGGGUCUGAACGGCAUGCAGUUGGGUGACAAGAAGCUGAUUGUUCAGCGCGCCAACGUCGGUUCCAAGAACUCGGGCAUGAUGGCGCCGGUGCAGAUCCAGGUGCCGGGCCUGCAGAUGGCGAGCGGCGCCGGCCCGGCCACCGAGGUGCUCUGUCUGCUCAACAUGGUCACCCCGGACGAGCUGCGCGACGACGAGGAAUACGAAGACAUCGUCGAGGAUAUCAAACUCGAAUGCAGCAAGUACGGUGUGGUCAAGAGUAUUGAGAUCCCGCGGCCGAUCGACGGUGUGGAGGUGCCUGGUCUUGGCAAGGUGUUUGUCGAGUUCAACUCUGUGCUUGAUUGCCAGAAGGCUCAGCAGCACCUGACCGGUCGUAAGUUCGCCAGCCGCGUGGUGGUCACCUCGUACGUCGACCCAGACCGCUAUCACCGGCGCGAUUUCUGAGCAGUAUCCAUUGAGCAGCACGCGCUAGCCAUCGACUCGGGGGUUUCGUGCUGGUGUCGAGUCCCGGGCGCGUCCGCGCGUGUAACGUAAGCCGUGUCCAUCUAUCUCAUCGACAGUGGCCAGCAUGCGCGGCAUCUGCUGGGAUGUGUGCGUGACGCUAAGACAUUUAGAUGUGACACAGAAUCAUUAACAUCGUCAUGGCUCGACACUUCAAAAGUGAAAUAGCAAGUCCUGUAUUAAAAUAAGUGUUUCUCUCCCUUUUUCUGUCUAUCUUUGUCGCGAAAUGAUUUACGCAUCUUCAUGAAGUUUGCCGAGCCGCACUACAAUAUUGUUGAGUAUCGGCUAGGAGCCCUGGAGUUGAGCUCGUUGUAUGGUACUCGUCAGAUGUAGCAAAUAAAUCGGCAUCGGAUUU